Molecule: messenger RNA, 3438 nt
Organism: Schistosoma turkestanicum
Lineage: Eukaryota; Metazoa; Platyhelminthes; Trematoda; Strigeidida; Schistosomatidae
Source: the annotation of a GenBank genome assembly
CGCUUCGUUUGAAUUAUGUGUUACAGGUGAUGAAAUUGUUAUUAUUUAUCCAGUUGGUCUUAUUCAUCCGUUAUGCUGUUUGUGAUUAUUAUGAUGUACUCGGGGUCUCUAAAUCCGCCUCAAAUCUAGAAAUCAAAGCGGCCUAUAGAAAACUGGCAAAGAAAUGGCAUCCUGAUAAGAACCCUACAGAAAAAGCCAACAAAAAGUUCAUUGAAAUAAACGAGGCUUACGAGGUACUAUCUGAUUCUAAGAAACGUCAUGAGUAUGAUACUUUUGGAAAAGUCCAUGCAGAUGGAAGUGCACCUCCUCCAGGGCAUUAUCCUUAUCGUCAUGAAUUUGUGCAUGCUCCAUUUGAAGAACUAUUUGAUUUCUUCCCAGGGUUUAACCGUGCCCCCCAAUUCUCAGUCAAUGUUCUUAAUAUUGACUUUCGAAGCUAUCGCCUAACCCAUCUCCCACGAUCUCGAACAGUACCUCUGUUCAUAUUUGGUUAUUCUGAUUUUUGCUUUCCUUGCCGUCAAGUUCGACCUAUUUGGUCACAAUUAGCAGAUGAGCUGACUCCAUUGGGGGUCACUGUGGCUAGUGUUAAUUUAGAACAUGAUUCUGCAUUGCGUGAAGAGUUACGCGUAUUACAUGUUCCAAGCGUGACAAUAGUUGUUGAUGGACAGAUUACUUAUUACUCUCGUGGUGAUUUCAGUCAUAAUAGUCUUAUUGAUGCGUUAAGAAAUGCCAUUAUGAAAUCAAAUCCUUCCCAAUCGAAAGCAUUACCAAUAUUUCUUAGUACAACAAUUGAUACACCAUUAAUACAAACUAUUCAUGAUUAUGAUACAUUUAUCAAUGCAUUCCAUCAUGGUUGGCGUCGUGAUAGUCGACCAAGAAUGUUAUUUAUCAAACCGUUGACUUUACCACCAUUACGUUACUGUAUAGCUGCUUUCCGAGCAGCUGAUCAUUUAGCUGCUGGUUAUAUUAAUUCCGAUGAAACUAGUCAUAAUGAUGAACUUGUUAGGAAAUUCAAUGUCAAUCCAAAUGAGGAAACUUUACUGAUCUAUCAUGAAGAUUCCAGUCAACCGGUUUAUCGUCAGUCGGCAACAAAAUUAUCCUCUACUUUAUUAGAUAAUGCAAUGUUAUCUUAUAGUCAGCUAACUAUACCUCGAAUAUAUAGUCGUGCACGUCUAUUGGAUUUAUGCCCAACUGAUGGAACAAAACCAGCUAGUAAAUAUGCUUAUGAAUCGGAUCAUAAACGUUAUACACAACAAUCAACCAUGUUCAGCAAUGACCAAUCAAAUCAUCGUCAUUUAUGUUUGGUACUACUGUUAAAUUCAAAAUUAGCCAAUGUUGAACAGUUGUAUAGUUUUGGUGAUAUUUGGUUAACUAUGCUACGUCAUACUUUACAAUUAUCUCAAAAAGAUUUGUUACAAUUAUAUCAUACUACGAAACAAUUGUAUAAUUAUCAUUUUAUACCUGUACAUAUUUAUGUAGAUCGUCAAGUGAAUUUUAUGCAAGCAUUAAGUAAAUCAUCGAAUUGUUUAAAUGAAUCAUGUAAUUUGUUGAAUGAAGAUAAUAUUGGUCGUUUAGCAUUAAUUUGGCGUAUUAGUUCAACUGAAACAAUUUAUCAACUUUUACCAACGAAUUCAUUAUCUCAUCCAAAAGCACAUUAUAAUGCAAUGAAACACCACAGUGCAUUAAAAUCAGAAAAUUUCCAAAACAAUUUAUUGAAAUCUGCUAAACAAAUGCAUACAGCUUUAAUAAAUGAUUUAAAAAAUAUUAUUCAAACUUUAAAUACUACUACAACAACAAAUCAAUUCGAUAAUCCUAUUAUAUCAGAGGAAUUAAUUAAUUCCGAGGAAAAAUUCACAUUGUAUCAAUGGUAUUUAUUAAAAAAUUGUAUUAUUGAAGAAUUAAUAAUUGAUGAAUUAGUAGCUACAAUAUGGAUACGUAUAAGAAAUCGUUUAUUACAAAUUGGUUUAGAUAUUGGACAUAUAAUAUUUGACCUUGUAAAUCAUCCUUUGGCAUUUGUAUUUUCAAGUUUUAUGAUUAUCAUCGGGUUAUUAUUAUAUAGUUUAAUUUCAACCAUAUUACAAGCAAUGCGUAAUGAACAACGGAAUAAAUGUACUUCGGAGAAAUAUUUCAAUGAAUCAACUCAAGAUGUAACUAGUAAUAAUAACAGUACAAGUAGUAGUCAGUAUAGAUCUACUCAAAGAUCAUCUACAGUUACUCCUGUUAUCUCCCUAAAUCCUUCCACAUAUGAUCGUCUUGUACGUGAUGCACCGAAAGGUUUUCGACUAUUAAUAUUAUGUGUUCGUGGCACUGCUCAAGACAAUCGAUUACGUGAUCAAUUCGAAUUUAAAACCCGUCAAGUUUGUGGAAAUCAAAUUCAGCGUGCUUGUCUUUCAAUGAAUCGUUAUUCUGGUUGGCUUGCAAAAUUGCUAGAAUCGAUUCGUUUGAAUGCAUCCAUACAGAUUCGUUCGAAUAAAACUAGACAAAACAACAGUAAGAAUACGAAUAAUCAUAAUACGAAACAUGGAACUUUAUUUAUCAAUCCAAUGAAUUGUAUUGGGACAGUGAUUGCUGUCAAUGGUUAUCGACGCUACUUCAAUUUGUAUCAUCCUUUAAUACCGGGUUCACAAAGUAGCUCGGAUGAGAAUUCUGAAGAAUCAGACAUGGCCGAUACCUGUGCAAAACAAGAUACAGUAGUUGUAUGUCGUACACGUAAACGGCAUAUAUUCGGUCGUGUAUUCGGUAUGGAAUCAGAUGAUGAAGAAGCCGAAGCAGUAAAUGACCAAUGCAACAAUCAUUCACAUACAUUAAAAUCACGUCAUCAAAUUACAGAUGGUGUGCUAUUUGACAGUGAAUUAUUAAAUGGUCUGGCUAAUUGGUUAGAUCGUCUAUUUGAAGGUUCAUUGCCACGUUAUACUGUAACUGAAUGGCCAAUUAGUUUACUUGGAAAUGAUAUUGUCAACGAUGAAGACGAUGAUGCUGAUGCUGACGCUGGUGAUGAUGAUGAUUAUGCCUGAACAAAAUUGUAUCUUAAAUUAUGUUUUAUGAUGAUCACUAUGAUUUCUAGUUUUAAUGUUUGAUUUCACAACAACGACCAACUAACACCUGACAUGGUUUCAUUCCAUCCUAUGGCAUUCUCUAUCCUUUUGAAAGAUGUGAAUAUUUGUAGAGAAUUAUUAUUUGAGAAAAACCAGUUAAGUUCGUUCUUCAUACUUUCUUUCUCUAUCCUCUUGUCACUUGUCUUCUCCUUCUUCUCACUUGUACAAGAAAAUAAAUAAGAAAAUUGUUUUAUGUUUUUAUGUAAUAAAUAAUAGUAAUUUUUUGAAAAUUUUUUUCUCAAAAUGAAUUCUUUGUGCAUUUCUCAUUAUGUAAUGAUUGUGUUGUAGCGUUGUUUUCCUCUUUUUUUCUUGUUUGUUACUUUUAUCAUUCAUCCAUCCUCCUCUU